Messenger RNA from Chinchilla lanigera (long-tailed chinchilla), 867 nucleotides. RefSeq names its product acyl-CoA thioesterase 13 (gene Acot13). The record is from RefSeq and is a predicted model, not a curated record. NCBI's taxonomy places the organism in Eukaryota, Metazoa, Chordata, Mammalia, Rodentia, Chinchillidae. Gene Ontology annotation, molecular function: fatty acyl-CoA hydrolase activity. Bases 125 to 538 code for a protein of 137 amino acids. The transcript has 3 exons.
GGUAGCGGGCGCGCUCGACGCCUGACCCUGAGCGCGCUGCGGGGCAGAAAGGGCGACAGAACUCAGGUGUCUGGUCGUUGUCCUUCCUUCUUUCAAGCUGACAGUCGGUUCACAAGGGAGCAACAUGUCACGGAAUCUGCGGGAAGCGGUGAAGCUCAUGACCAAAGCUCCGGGUUUUGAUAGAGUUUGGGAAAAGGUGACUCUUGUCUCUGCUGCUCCUGAGAAAGUGAUUUGUGAAAUGAAAGUAGAAGAAGAGCACACUAAUAAAUACGGCACUCUCCAUGGUGGUUUGACAGCCACCUUAAUAGACAGCAUAUCAACAAUGGCUCUGCUAUUCACGGAAAGAGGGGUACCAGGAGUUAGUGUUGACAUGAACAUAACGUACAUGUCACCUGCUAAAAUAGGAGAAGAAAUUGUAAUUACAGCAAAUAUUUUGAAGCAAGGAAAGACACUUGCUUUCGCCUCUGUGGAUGUGACCAACAAGGCCACAGGAAAACUAAUAGCACAAGGAAGACACACAAAACACCUGGGAAACUGAGCAAACAGCAGGAUUAAAGGAACCCAAGAGCGAGCAUCAAGCAUAAAUUUGAUUUGAACAAAUUUUCAAAAUAAAUGAGCAGAAUCAGAAAUAGCUAAGAAAUAUUGUCUUUGGGGGAAAAGACCUAGAGACCAAGUAGGACAGAGUUAAGGUGGGGGUGUCUGGUUUUUUCAUUUUAUCUUUUAUUUUUUAAUCAAUUCAUAAUUGAAAGAAAAAAGCUCUGAAGUGUUUGAAAACAGGUAAAGCAAAAAAGCCAGCAGGGCCACUCUAAGAUUACAAUUAAAGUCCAGUGUGAUGCUGAAGGAGAACAAUAAAUUAAUGGCUGAGUC